This is a messenger RNA of Galleria mellonella (greater wax moth), 1236 nucleotides long. RefSeq lists its product as uncharacterized. Bases 1 to 1236 code for a protein of 411 amino acids. The transcript has a single exon. Gene Ontology annotation, molecular function: nucleic acid binding. NCBI's taxonomy places the organism in Eukaryota, Metazoa, Arthropoda, Insecta, Lepidoptera, Pyralidae. The record is from RefSeq and is a predicted model, not a curated record. Gene Ontology annotation, biological process: DNA integration.
AUGGUGAUGCAACGGCACGUACAAUUGCAACAUGCUGGUACAAAUCAGUUGAUAGCUGACAUUCGUACAAGAUAUUGGAUCAUCGGAAGUCGCCGCUUAGUGAGGUCUGUUAUUUCAAAUUGUGUGAUAUGCAUGAGAUAUAGAUCCCAGCCCUUACAAGCACCUGCUGCACCUCUUCCAAAUGAGCGCAUGGCAUGCAAUGCACCUUUUCAAAAUACUGGUGUUGACUUGGCUGGUCCUUUAUAUUUACGAAAUGGAGAAAAGUGCUGGAUAGUGCUCUACACUUGCGCAGUAUAUCGUGCAGUGCACCUCGAGUUAACCAGGUCAUUGUCGACAGAAGCAUUUAUGAUGACGCUUCGCCGAUUUAUAGCACGUCGGGGUAGAGUAGACAUGUUAGUCUCAGAUCAAGGAAGUAAUUUUAUAGGGACUAAAAAUCUACUUACAAAUCUCGAUUGGGAGGAGAUUCAGAGACAAUCAACAAUUCGACGCAUUGCUUGGAAAAUGAACGUACCCACUGCCGCUUGGUGGGGAGGGUAUUGGGAACGUCUCAUUAGAAUAAUGAAGGAUUUGCUAAAACGUGUAUUGGGUAAAGCAUCAGUUUCGUAUGAUGAGUUACAAACUCUAAUUUGUGAUUGUGAGGCUAUUAUGAAUGGACGGCCACUGACAUACAUAAAUAAUGAUAAUGGUGAAUAUUUGGAACCAUUGACACCCGCAUUAUUUAUACAACCGUUACCUAAGACAGAUGUAACCGAUUUAGAUAUAGUCGAUAACACAUCGUUAAAUCGCCGUCUAAAAUAUUUGCAAAAUUUGAGAGAACAGUUUAGACAACGAUUUAAGUCUGAAUAUUUAACUGUGUUAGUUCAAAAGGGAAAGGAAAAGAAAGAUAUAUUAAAGAUUGGAGAUAUUGUAUUAGUAGAAAAUGAAGAGAAAAGGAUAAAAUGGCCUUUGGGUAUUGUAGAACAGCUUAUCCAGGGUAAGGAUGGAGUAGAAAGGUUAGCACGAGUUCGAACAUCUCUUGGAACCAAGAUGAGGCCAGUACAAAGACUCUACAAGCUUGAGGUCCAUAAAGAUAAUGAAUUUCCUGACUUAAACAAUACUCCGAAUAUUUCCACCGAUUUACCGCCAUCUGGUGAGUUAUCAACUUCUUCUGAUCUGUCGUCAAAAAAUAAGCAACUUGUAACACGUAGUGGCCGAAUUUCGAAAAUACCUAGCAAAUUAAAGAUAUAUCAUGUUUAA